Messenger RNA from Diaporthe batatas, 1074 nucleotides. RefSeq lists its product as uncharacterized. Bases 1 to 1074 code for a protein of 357 amino acids. NCBI's taxonomy places the organism in Eukaryota, Fungi, Ascomycota, Sordariomycetes, Diaporthales, Diaporthaceae. The record is from RefSeq and is a predicted model, not a curated record. The transcript is spliced from 3 exons.
AUGUCGGCCGACAAGAUGGCGGAGCCAGCACCAGACCUGCAUCUCAAGCCUUCAUCAGCUAUCGUUGGUGUCCGCAUCAUCAACACCACCUCUUGGAUCUCACUCCCAACAAAGCUCUUCUUCGGACCCCAUAUCAAGGGUUUCGAUCAGCUCUCGGUCCCUUCCUAUAGCUUCCUGAUCGAGCACCCUUCCGGCCGCAAAUUGCUUUUCGAUUUGGGCGUACGAAAGGACUGGGAAAACCUUUCACCAGUCACCCUUGGCAUGAUCGAGCAAAUUCGCCCAGCCAAGAUAGACGCGAAGAAAGGUGUGCGGGAGCAACUAGAAGAACACGGGGUGUCCGGUUCAAGUAUUGAGGGAAUUAUCUGGUCUCACUGGCACUUUGACCACACCGGAGACCCGUCGACCUUUGAUGCGCACACGGCCUUGAUUGUCGGCCCCGGGUUUAAAGACGCACUCACGCCCGGCUAUCCAGCAAAUCAGGACUCUGUAAUUCUAGAGUCUGACUACUCUGGCAGAGAGCUCCGGGAGAUCCAAUUCAAGCCGGGAAAUAGGAUCGGCCGUUUUGAAGCGUUCGAUUACUUUGGCGACGGAUCAUAUUAUAUUCUCAACGCGCCUGGCCAUACUAUAGGUCAUAUUUGCUCUCUGGCCAGAGUGACCAGCAACCAGCACUACAUCCUCAUGGGAGCAGACACUGCUCAUCAAGCGGGCCAAUUCAGACCGUCUAUCUACCUGCCACUUCCUGACAGAAUCUUACCACACCCACUGGACAUUCGCUCAGCCACCCCGUGCCCAGGCGCUCUCUUCGAGCAUCUCCUCCGGAACGGUGAUAAGAGCCCUUUUUUUGAUAUUGCCAAGGAUGGUGUUGCUUUCGAUGCCGAUGAGGCACAAGAAUCCAUAGGCAAGCUGCAGGAAGCCGAUGCUCAUAGCAACAUCCUGGUAGUAUUGGCUCAUGAUAAGAGUCUACUUCCUUGGGCCACCUUCUUUCCCGAGUACGCCAAUGAUUUCAUAUCAAAGAAUUGGGCUGGAAACGGCCGCUGGGCAUUUUUGAAAGACCUCGAGGAAGCAUUGGAGUGA